Suillus subaureus is the source of this 1360-nucleotide messenger RNA. RefSeq lists its product as uncharacterized. Lineage: Eukaryota; Fungi; Basidiomycota; Agaricomycetes; Boletales; Suillaceae. The coding region runs from base 257 to 1174 and encodes 305 amino acids. The record is from RefSeq and is a predicted model, not a curated record. The transcript is spliced from 3 exons.
CUCAGAUAAUUGAAAUGCAACAGCAGCAGCCAGCUCAAACAGGCCAAUGGUCGAUCCCAGGCCCGCCUCAACAUGAGUUUCAUCCUUACCCUCCCAUGCCUCACCCUCCACCAGUCCCCUCACGUCUCGCACCUUAUCCCCCGGAGGUCUACACAUAUGUAUAUCAACAAUAUAUGCACGGGGUUCACCCAUUCUACGGAGCGUCAUACCAGGCCCCUCCCUACAAUUUGGGUGGGUAUCCCCUGCCGUCCAGAGUAUGGGUGUACCGCCGGCGGCUGAGCAGCCUAGCUAUCCUUCCGCACCCCCCUUGGCGCAACCCUCCUACAACCAACAUUUGGAGCAAGUACCAGAGCAGCGAGUACCGGAGCAGCAAGCACCAGAGAAGCCAGCAUCAGUAGCCGCCGCUGAGGAAAGCGUUGUCAAGCGCGGAAAGCGCAAGGCGGUGGACUUGGAUGAUGAUGAUGCUCCCCCACAAAAGAAGCAAAUGGUCCACGCCCUCCUUUACCAUCCAGAUUUUGAACUGGUAGAAAGUAACGGCGAGGCCCGUUACAAAUGCUGCCUGCCGCAAUGCGAAAACGUAGCUGCAGUGCGACAAGCUGGUAUUCAAGGCCAUAUCAGAUCGAAGAGGCACCAGAAAGCCGGGGUUCGGUUCCAAUCCCCAGUAUGUAACGAAGCUGUCAGUCGCAUGGACCCUUCGAAUAUAAGCCGCUCUUGUUCCAAGAACCAACAAGAGGCCAACGAGGUCUCUCAAAGACCUUGCGAAGGUCCGACUUCAAGCCAGCCGUUCGAAUAUUUUUCCAACAAUUUUGAAGAAACUACCGAUUUCACUCCGGGCGAGCCGUUGCAAGAGCCUGUCAACAGUCUUGAUAAAACUGUCGAUUCGGCUUGGGACGAGCAGGUGAACGAGUUUUUCAGCAUUAUUAACAAGGCCGCCGAAUCGACUUCGGGCGAGCAGUUGGAAGAGGCUGUCAACAAUUUUGAAGGAACUGCUGAUUCGGCUUCGGGCGAGCAGUUGGCGUUUGUCAACAGUCUUGACAAAACUGACGAUUCGGUACCGGACGACUUGUUUGAAUAUUGUAUGAACAAUCUCGACAAAAUGUACUAUUCGGCUCCGGCUCCGGGCGAGUCGUUGGAUGAUUUGUUAAAUCGUUUGCUUUCUUCGCAGGCAUCUUGAAUCGUCGCUACUUCAUUCUGACAAUAUUGUAACAUCAUGUACACCUGGAUACAUACAAAGUACGAUACGGCUGCAAGCUGGGACUUGCAAGACUCGUGCAAGGCACAUGGGGCGAAUUCGGAAUGUACGGGGCUGUAGUCUACUACUCAAGUUGAAGUUUGAAUUACAUAAUUAUGUAACCACCAG